CAUGACUCUAUGUGCUACCUUUUUUGACACCCGAUAGCCGAUGUAUAUUUGCUGGAGUGUCGAACAUUAAAACAUUAAUUCAUGCAUUCAUUAUGUUUGAGACGUGACAAUUUAUCGGACAUUUAUUGUAUAUAAAUUCGCCUGAAAUGAAAGUGAAAAGCCCAGUGUGUUUAAGAUGUGAUUGACGCCGUUUUGCUAUGUUUGAUCACAAUUACUUCCACCCGGUCCUGUGUACCCGUGUGUGUCUUGCCAUCUGUCAGCCCACUUGACAAACGUCACGUACCAUCGGUUUCAGACGACCAUAUUAGCACAAAGGUGAUGUCAAUUAACAACUUUCAUUGUUGGUUUUUAUGUUGGAAACACGGUAUCGGACAAAUGUUAAACUUAUUUUCUGUUAAAUUACAAACACUCGAGACAUUCAGUACGAUGAUGUUUCGCGCAACCUCUUUCUUCUUCUUUUGUUUUCUCUUUUUCUUUUUCUUUUUUUUUCCUGUUCUUUUCUUGUUUUUUUAAAGAAAAAAGAAAAGAUUUACCUUUUUUGUUCUAAACAUACACCACUCAGUUUUAUCAUGUUGUUUGUCCACUUGUUACUGCCUACGCAUGUGGAAUUAGGUAAUUUAAAUGUGGAACUCCGGUGUAUGUGCAUCACUGGGAAAAAGUCCUGGAACCAUUGCUACCGUUCAACAUGGCAGCCCUGUCUCUGUGUCUGAUGAGCCUGCUGGUGUCUGUGUGUCUGGUGUCCGGCGAGGAACAGACGACUGGACAGACAAGUGGACAGACGACGGAGACGGCGAAAGAGGCCCUGGAUGAGGCAGCGUUCCAGGCUACCAUGGGAAUCGCAGACUGCGAAAAAUCCGAGGAGUCGAGCCGUAAGAAGAGAUCGGCCUUUCUGCCCAACCUCGGCGCACGUUACAACAACCCGUACAGUGGAUACGGCGGGUACAACCCCUGGUCGUACCUGCCCCUUCCUGGCUUCACCCUGUACCCUGGUCUGAUUAGAACCUCCGCCUUCAACCUGCCCUCCCAGCGAUUCUUCAGCUCCUUCUCCUCCCCAGCACAGAUCGUCAGGACCGCCGGUCGAGGUGUCUCGCGCUACUAUUACAAAACCGGCACCUUUGAGCAUGCGUACAACGACUUCAUGGUACUUCCGCUCAUCAACCAACAGCUGGUGACGCAGGCGCAGACCCGCGUUGUUGAGACGGUGAAGACAACGUCCACAGUGCAGCCAGUGGUGUACCGCGCCGUGUCGACGUCGUUCCCCAGCUACACGUUCCAGCUGUGCAACAACUGCUGCCACAACGGCAGUCCGUGCAUCACCAGCCACCUGAGCGGCGACGUGUUCCCAGCCAGGAGUGUGAGCAGAUAUUACGUGUACCUCGCAUGAAGAAGACAAGACUCGCGCUGAACAAGAGUGAGCAACAUUUCACUAGAAUCAGUGAAUCGUAGUCCUUAGUGGAUAGUGGUCAUCAAGUCUCUGAAAUUGGACUUACUACCAUCAUUAUUCAUCAUUUCCUUGAAUUCAAAGUAACGAAAUAUUUUGAAACUGUUUUACAGAUUUGGGUCAAUAUACCUUUCAGAUAAAAAUAAUAAAUAUACAUUUGUUUUGUG
Gigantopelta aegis is the source of this 1608-nucleotide messenger RNA. RefSeq lists its product as uncharacterized. The coding region runs from base 686 to 1384 and encodes 232 amino acids. The transcript has 2 exons. NCBI's taxonomy places the organism in Eukaryota, Metazoa, Mollusca, Gastropoda, Neomphalida, Peltospiridae. The record is from RefSeq and is a predicted model, not a curated record.